UAAAUAAUUUAAAGGCACUGAGCUUGUUCUAUUAUAAUACCCUCUAAACUCACAACAACAAUCACACACUACUCUUGACCUUCCGCAAACAUGAGAAUCUUCUUCACUCAUCUUAUUGACUACAUCAUCAUUGUUAUUGGUUUCUUCUUCAUCACUCCAUCAACCUCUUUCGAUACUUUAACCGGAACACAAAUCCUCAGAACCAACCAAACGCUAUUGUCACAAAACCAAUCCUUCGUGCUGGGCUUCUUCAGAGGUUCCAACACCAACUAUUACCUCGGAAUAUGGUACAACAACAUCAAUCCUCAAACAAUAGUUUGGGUUGCAAACAGGGACAACCCUAUUGAAACCUCCACAGGCUAUCUCAAGAUUGGAGACAAUGGAAACUUUGUCCUCCUCAAUUCAUCCGGGAACCCUGCAUGGUCCUCCAACCAAACCCACGCCAAGAAUCCAGUUCUCCAGCUCCUUGAUACCGGUAACCUUGUUCUCAAAGAUUCAUCAGACAAGACCAAUAAUAACUACUUAUGGCAGAGCUUCGAGUACCCAACGGAUACCUUGUUACCAGGGAUGAAGGUCGGUUGGAACUUGGACACAGGAACAGAGAAGCACUUAACAUCAUGGAAGGUCACAGGUGAAGACCCUUCAAGCGGGGACUACACUUUGAAGAUAGAUUACCAUGGUUUAUAUGAGACUCUCCUCAGGAGAAACCAAACUAUAAUAUGCCGAAGUGGUCCUUGGAAUGGUGAGAGAUUCAGUGGGAACCCGGCGAUGAAAGACAACACCGAUGGUCUCAAGUUCAAUUUCACUUAUGAUGAUCAUGGUGCGUGGUACUCUUUUUCCGUUACAAGACCUUCCUUGUCGAGGAUAAUUGUGACAUCUGAUUCUGAUGGCGAGUUUCAACGCUACCUGUGGAUACAAGGAAGAUGGAACAAGUUCUGGUACAAACCGUCGGAUCAAUGCGACCAUUACAGGGAGUGUGGUCCGUACGGAGUGUGUGACAAUAAUGCAUCGCCGGUUUGCACAUGUAUGAAAGGGUUCAGCCCUAAGAACCCUCAGGCUUGGAAUCUGAGAGAUGGAUCUGAUGGGUGUGUGAGGAACACGGAUUUGAAUUGUUCCACUGACAAGUUCUUGCAUCUUGAGAACAUGAAGCUGCCGGAGACUAGCAGCGUGUUUAUAAAUAAGAGUAUGACACUUGAUGAAUGUGGGAGUUUGUGUAAGAGGAAUUGUUCAUGCACUGCAUAUGCAAACAUUGAUAUCACAAACGGAGGAAGUGGCUGUAUUAUGUGGAUUGGUCAACUCUUUGACAUGAGUGUCUACCGUACGGAUGGCCAAGAUCUCUAUGUCAGAUUGGCUGCAGCUGAUAUAGGAUCUACUAACUCCAACAAGAAUCAUAGAGUAGUACAGGCUAUUAGCAUCACACUUACUGCACUUGUUUUAGUUUUUGGAUUGGUUGCUAUUUGUUACUUAUGGAAGAAGGGAAAACAAAGAUCUAGAGCUGCUAUUUCAGGUUUUGUCCACAGAAAUCAUGAUUGGUUAAUGAAUGAGGUGGUGCCUUCUAGAAGAUACUUGGGUGAUGAAAGGAACAUGGAUGAUCUAGAGUUGCCAAUGUUUGAUUUUGAUACCUUAAUGAUGGCUACGAACAAUUUCUCUCAAGAUAAUAAACUUGGAGAAGGAGGCUUCGGUAGUGUUUAUAGGGGCAGAUUGAUUGAAGGCCAAGAAAUUGCUGUGAAAAGAUUGUCAGAAGACUCUGGACAAGGAAUUGAAGAAUUUAAAAAUGAAGUCAAAUCAAUUGUCAAGCUGCAACACCGAAAUCUUGUUCGGUUGCUUGGUUGCUGCAUUAAGAAAAAUGAGAAGAUGUUGGUGUAUGAAUAUAUGGAAAAUAGAGGCCUUGAUUCCAUUUUGUUUGACAAAUCAAAAAGAUCAUUGCUUGAUUGGGAAAAGCGUUACAAUAUUAUAUAUGGGAUAGCAAGAGGACUUCUUUAUUUGCAUCAAGAUUCAAGAUUUCGAAUUAUUCAUAGAGAUCUCAAGACAAGUAACAUAUUAUUAGAUAACGAAAUGAAUCCAAAGAUAUCAGACUUUGGAUUAGCUAGAAUUCUUAACAAAGAUCAAAUCCAAGCAAAAACAUUAAGAAUUGUUGGAACAUAUGGUUAUAUGUCUCCUGAAUAUGCUAUGGACGGAAACUUUUCAGUAAAAUCUGACGUUUUUAGCUUUGGAGUUAUUGUAUUGGAGAUUAUAACUGGAAAGAAGAAUAGAGAAUUUUAUAGUGAUGACGAUGAAUUGAAUCUUUUGGGAUAUGUAUGGAGGCAUUGGCAUGAAGGAACUGUAUUGACAUUGAUUGAUCCAUCCAUUGGCAAUUCAUACAUAGAGUCUGAUGUUAUAAGAUGCAUACAUAUUGGACUUUUAUGUGUUCAAGAACAUGCAGAAGAUAGACCAACAAUGUCUUCAGUGAUCUUAAUGUUAAAUAAUGAAGUUCCAUCAUUGUCAUAUCCUAAAAAUCCUGGAUUUUUCGCAAGAAAAAAUCAUCCAGAGACUGAUUCAUCUUCAAAUAAACAAGAUGAAAUAUGGAGUGUGAAUCAAGUCACAACGACAAUGUUAGAAGCUAGAUAAUUAAAGAAAAAGGACAUCAUCCAUGUUUAUUUUUGUAUAUAUUCUGAUCUCAAACAUUAAAAAAGAAAAUAGAGACACAUUCUACUUC
Molecule: messenger RNA, 2695 nt
Organism: Arachis ipaensis
Lineage: Eukaryota; Viridiplantae; Streptophyta; Magnoliopsida; Fabales; Fabaceae
Source: RefSeq, a predicted model, not a curated record